UGUGGCCUGUUCCAAAGAAAGUGAGCCAGCUGUAACAACCGCCACCAUGUCGGACCAGAAUUACCAGCACUUAGAUGAAGGGGAAUCUGGUGAUCAAGAUUCCAAGCCAGACAUCAGUAAUUGCAGCAUUGAGCCGGUGGUGGAAAGUGAACCAUUUGCAAGCUACUUUGAUGAGAAAGUCCCAAUUCCCGAAGAUGAGCGGCACUCUUUGUUCAGUUUCCGGAAGCUGUGGGCCUUCACGGGACCCGGCUUCUUAAUGAGUAUUGCCUAUCUUGAUCCUGGUAACAUUGAAUCUGACUUGCAGUCUGGCUCUGUAGCUGGCUUCAAGCUGCUGUGGGUUCUACUGGUUUCCACUAUUAUUGGACUCCUUUUGCAGCGUCUGUCAGCCAGGCUGGGUGUAGUGACCGGUCUGCAUUUAGCAGAAGUGUGCAAUAGGCAGUAUCCAAAGGUUCCUCGCAUUAUCCUGUGGCUUAUGGUGGAGUUGGCUAUCAUUGGAUCUGAUAUGCAAGAGGUUAUUGGCUCAUCCAUUGCCAUAAACCUCCUGUCUGUAGGAAUAAUUCCAUUAUGGGGUGGAGUGUUAAUUACAAUAGUCGAUACCUUUUUCUUCCUCUUUCUGGAUAAGUAUGGUUUGCGGAAACUGGAAGCAUUUUUUGGGGUACUUAUUACAACUAUGGCAAUAACGUUUGGCUAUGAGUAUAUUCGAGUUAAACCUGACCAAGGGCAGCUUCUUAAGGGCAUGUUUUUCCCUUACUGUGAAGGCUGUGGGACCCCUCAACUUGAGCAAGCGGUGGGGAUUGUGGGAGCUGUCAUCAUGCCACAUAAUAUGUACUUGCACUCCGCUUUGGUCAAGUCCAGAGAGAUAAAUCGCUCCAACAAGAAAGAAGUGACAGAAGCGAAUAAAUAUUUCUUCAUCGAGUCAAGUGUAGCCCUGUUUGUGUCUUUCAUCAUCAAUGUCUUUGUGGUGGCAGUGUUUGCUGAGGCCUUCUUCGGGAAGAACAAUGCAGAAGUGUUUAAUGAAUGUAUUAAUAAGACCGGUAGUGGAAAAAGUGAUUUGUUUCCCAACAACACAGACACUUUGACAGUGGAUAUAUACAAAGGGGGAGUGGUUCUAGGAUGCUAUUUUGGACCCGCAGCUCUCUAUAUCUGGGCUGUAGGGAUUCUAGCUGCUGGGCAAAGUUCAACAAUGACUGGCACUUACUCCGGGCAGUUUGUCAUGGAGGGUUUCCUAAACUUGAAGUGGUCAAAAUUUGCCCGUGUGGUCCUUACUCGCUCCAUUGCAAUUACUCCCACUUUGCUGGUGGCCAUUUUCCAAGAUGUUGAGCACCUUACAGGGAUGAAUGAUUUCCUCAAUGUGCUACAGAGUCUGCAGCUUCCCUUUGCCCUGAUUCCAGUGCUGACAUUUACCAGUCUCCGGCCUGUAAUGAACGACUUUGCCAAUGGGCUAGGUUGGAAGAUAGCUGGUGGAAUCCUCAUACUUCUCGUAUGCUGCAUAAACAUGUACUUUGUGAUUGUAUAUGUGUCUGCCCUGGGCCAUGUGGCACUUUAUGUGGGAGCAGCCAUCUUGUCCAUUGCUUAUUUAUGCUUUGUAGCAUAUUUGACGUGGCAAUGUUUGGUUGCCUUGGGCCUGAAGUUCCUCGAUUGCUGCCAGACGUCUAACCUUGGGCUGACCAUCAAUCCGGAGCUUUUCCUCUUACAUAAUAUGGAGAAAGAAGAUGUGACCUCCCCGCGAUGAUGCUGGGGUCACAUGGCACACUCGCACUAGAAGCAUUCAGCAAUGCAGCGUGCGCCGUGCCAUGUCUUCCAGGACACCAAGUGUCAUCACAGACUAGCAAUCUAAGUAGUGGACUAUAGUAAAGAGAUGCUGGACUUCAUCAAUUCACUAAAUUAUACUUUGUAUUAUAACCUCAGCAUUUACUAAUUUAUAGAGACCAGUAUGUGAAUUCUGCUUCUGCUUUUCCCACUGCAGUAGUAUGGGAUGCAUUACAUAUCUAACAUUGUUCACACCAGAGGUUCCAUUCACAGCAGGUUCCUGCAGGUGGAAAGAAGAAAGGCAGAAGCAGGAUAUUACUGCAAUAUGGAAAGUCAUGUUUGUAGGUUUUAAAUUGAAUAGUUUUAUGUGGGAAAUGGGGCAGACUGGCACCAAAAGCAUCUGAUAUUAGCAUAAGAACACUUGUCAUUAUUUUAUAACUAUCUGAAUUUUUUUUUAUAAAGUGUCCAUCACUUUUUUAGCAUAUUAUGGGCCUGAUUCCGAGGUGAACGCACUGCCAAUAUCUAAUGCUGGCCAUACACACUAUGAUUAUCUGGACGAUUCGCCGAUAUAUAGGCGGAUCUCCCCGAUAAUUGCAGCAUGUAUGUGACUAACUAAAGCUAAAAUAUUGAUCGGCCAGGCAUGCCAGAUCAUCCAGCAUGUCCGACUGAUGCAAUAUUUUCUAAGUGUCAAGUCGGCCGCACCGGGAAGCGUAUGCCGUACCGGGGCCGACCAACGGACAUUUCCCCUGUUGCUUCACAUAAGAAGGAACGGGAAAAUGUCUCCUCCCCGGUGGCGGGGCGCCAAUAUCAUGUGACAUACACUGUGAGAGAUCUCACAGUGUAUGGCCACAAUAUCUGCUGUGUCCGAGGCUGCCAGAUAAAAUGCCUGUCGGUCUUACAGGCAUUGUAUCUGCUUAUGUAUGCCCAGCAUAAGUCACACUGCACAUGAUCCCGAUCGUGUCCGUACCCCAUAGGGGGUAAUUCUGAGUGUUCGCAGCAGGAACUUUGUUAGCAGUUGGGCAAAACCAUGUGCACUGCAGGGGGGCAGAUAUAACAUGUGCAGAGAGAGUUAGAUUUGGGUGGGUUAUUUUGUUUCUGUGCAGGGUAAAUACUGGCUGCUUUAUUUUUACACUGCAAUUUAGAUUGCAGAUUAAACACACCCCACCCAAAUCUAACUCUCUGCACAUGUUAUAUCUGCCUCCCCUGCAGUGCACAUGGUUUUGCCCAACUGCUAACAAAGUUCCUGCUGCGAUCAACUCAGAAUUACCCCCAUAGUUCUAAUUUCAGGAGCACGUGGGGAGAACUGUAUUGACAAUGUAUUGGUGGUUCCUGGGCGAUGCAUGGAGAUGGUCCAUAUCAUGAGUUUGUUGUGGGGGUGUCUGUUCACAUAGGAGGCCAUACUCAGACGGAGAAACUGUACCUGCCAUAUGGUUGGUUCGACAGAUGGCGGCAUCAAAGCAUGCCAUAAUACCGCUGACAGUGGGCAUCUCAAUCCAUACACAUUUGGAUGGAUGUACACAAGGGAAGGAGUUUGUAGCUGCAUUUGAAUCACAGACGGGCAACUUUUUUAUCCUGCCAAUGCACCCACCUCUGAAUCAGGCCGUGUGUGUGUGUGUGUGUGUGUGUGUGUGUGUGUGUGUGUGUGUGUGUGUGUGUAGGGGAGACUAGCAGGCCAUAUGUGUGAGUAUGCGUGUGCAGGGGAGACUAUCAGGCCCUGUGUGUGUGUGUGUGUGUGUGUGUGUGUGUGUGUGUGUGUAGGGGAGACUAUCAGGCCGUGUGUGUGUGUGUGUAGGGGAGACUAUCAGGCCGUGUGUGUGUGUGUGUGUGUGUGUGUGUGUGUGUGUGUGUGUGUGUGUAGGGGAGACUAUCAGGCCCUAUGUGUGUGUAGGGGAGAUUGUUAAACCUCAGUGUAAUCUGUAUUUUAUGGGAAAAUGGUUUUAAUAUUGUAUUAUUUACUGUAUUAUUUGGUAACACUUUACUGUUAUUAUUUGAAUUCCCUUUUCCAUUCUUUUCUAGGUUUAUAUACAGAUGGGUCCAUGUUUAUCUUGACCUUUAAUAGGAUUAAUUGAGACUGGACAGUCAGACUUAAUCCCCUGCUGUAAUGACUUAAUCCCCUGCUGUAUUGUUCUCUGUAUUGUAUUGCAGCUGAGAACAAUAGAUGGAGUUAUGUUAAUAAACCAUGUUGUGCCUAGGCGCAGCAAUCUAGCCAAGAUAACCGUGGACCCAUCUGUAUAUAUAACCCUGAGAACUGAUGUUGCCUAACCUAAGGGGCGGGUGAUCUAAAAAUCUAAAUAAAUUAUUACCAAAUAGUACAA
This is a messenger RNA of Pseudophryne corroboree (corroboree frog), 4064 nucleotides long. It is a transcript of the gene SLC11A2, whose product is annotated as solute carrier family 11 member 2. Gene Ontology annotation, cellular component: recycling endosome; late endosome membrane; extracellular vesicle. The coding region runs from base 47 to 1732 and encodes 561 amino acids. The record is from RefSeq and is a predicted model, not a curated record. Gene Ontology annotation, molecular function: lead ion transmembrane transporter activity; manganese ion transmembrane transporter activity; cadmium ion transmembrane transporter activity. Gene Ontology annotation, biological process: iron import into cell; response to hypoxia; multicellular organismal-level iron ion homeostasis. NCBI's taxonomy places the organism in Eukaryota, Metazoa, Chordata, Amphibia, Anura, Myobatrachidae. The transcript is spliced from 16 exons.